AUGGAUAUUUAUGAAGAAUAUUCUUGGUUCCUCCCUGCUUUGGCUGCAUUAUGCGCAGCAAGUUUUGUCAGUUUUCUAAUUUGCGCAUUCUGGCGAGUCAUUUCUAAUAAAAUCUUCUUCCGGAAAGCUCCGACGAUUCCAAUCAAAGAUCACAACUACGACAUCGUCGAAAACCAAGUCAACAUUCAGAAAACUUCUCCAUUUAUCACCUAA
Molecule: messenger RNA, 213 nt
Organism: Oikopleura dioica
Lineage: Eukaryota; Metazoa; Chordata; Appendicularia; Copelata; Oikopleuridae
Source: the annotation of a GenBank genome assembly